AUGGUGAAGGAGUUAAUUAAGAUCCUGAUUGAAGCAUCAGACGAGAAGCAAGGGGGCAAUCUCCUGAACACCUCUGAAGCCCUGAGCAUUAAAAGCCUCGUGUUUAACGUUCAAGGCUCCGGGGGAGGUUUCUUUGGGCGCCGCCGCCUCAGCGGGCCCGCGCGCGGGGCCGGGCCGCGCCGCCGCCAUUUUGUGCUCCUUCGACGGAGGAUGCGGCUCGGCCCGGGGCUGCUGCUGCUGCCGCUCCUGGCGACCGCCCUGCCCGGGCUGGCGGCCCCGCGGGCUCCUGGCGACCAGGAGUGUGGAGAGCAGCCGCUCUUAGACACCCUGUCAGGAUCCCGGAUCAUAGGUGGACACGAUGCCCAGGUCGGAGCGUGGCCGUGGACAGUCAGCCUCCAGAUCCGCCAAACACACGUUUGUGGUGGAGUUUUAGUUAGUGAGAAAUCUGUGCUUACUGCUGGCCACUGCGCUUGGCAAUGGAAGAACCCCUAUUUCUGGAGGGCUGUUUUGGGUGCCCACAACCUCUGGAAACACGGGAAGCACGCAGCUAGAAGGAAGAUCAGAAGCAUCAGCGUGCACCCGGGAUUCAAGACAGAAACGUUUGAGAACGACCUGGCGGUGUUUGAACUGCAUCGCGCCGUGCGCUACAGCGACUACAUCCAGCCCAUCUGCCUCCCCCACAGCGCCCCCCUCAACCACACCGAGUGCUUCGUCAGCGGCUGGGGCCGCACGGCUGAGAAAGGUCCAACUUCAUCUGUGUUAAAAGAAGCCCGAGUGGAAAUCAUCCCGUACAGCAUCUGCAACGGCUCCGACGCCUACGCGGGGCUGCUCGACGAGAAGAUGCUUUGUGCUGGCUCCCGCUCGGGAGGCACCGACACCUGCCAGGGAGACAGUGGUGGGCCUCUGGCGUGUCACCACCCCGACACCAACAAGUUCCAUCUCGUGGGGAUCGCGAGUUUCGGACUCGGCUGCGGCCGCCCCGACUUUCCUGGGGUCUACAUCCGUGUGUCUCAGUACAGCAGAUGGAUCAACGCUGAGCUGCUGAGGAACGAGGCUGUGAGUCCCCUGAGCAUCACACUGAGUGUCUUCCUAGCUGUGAUCCCUGUAGCACUGACUUUCUGA
Colius striatus (speckled mousebird) is the source of this 1122-nucleotide messenger RNA. It is a transcript of the gene TMPRSS12, whose product is annotated as transmembrane serine protease 12. The record is from RefSeq and is a predicted model, not a curated record. The transcript has 6 exons. Lineage: Eukaryota; Metazoa; Chordata; Aves; Coliiformes; Coliidae. The coding region runs from base 1 to 1122 and encodes 373 amino acids. Gene Ontology annotation, biological process: proteolysis; acrosome reaction. Gene Ontology annotation, molecular function: serine-type endopeptidase activity.